UCGAAAAAUGCCGGUAACGGAAGUUGGCUCACUGCCAGAGCUCAAUAAUAUUUUGGAGCGUUCCGAUGCGAAUCGUCUCAUAAUUAUCGAUUUUUUCGCUAAUUGGUGUGGCCCGUGCCGUAUGAUUUCUCCGAUUUUCGAGCAAUUUUCCGCGGAAUACGGAAAUGCCACGUUUUUAAAGGUCAAUUGUGACGUGGCAAGAGACAUUGUCCAGCGGUACAACAUCUCCGCAAUGCCGACAUUCAUUUUUUUGAAAAAUCGCCAGCAAGUCGACAUGGUCCGCGGAGCCAAUCAGCAGGCAAUUGCCGAAAAAAUUCGGCAACACUAUUCGCCAACUCCGGCAAAUCCCAACGCGGCUUCUGACUCGGAAAAGCGAUUUUUGGAGCAAUUUGUCAAAUGUUCGAACGUACCGAGAAGCUAUCAGGAUGAGGUGUUCAAGGCUCUGGCGAGAAGUGUUAUGCCUGAGGAGCUGGUGGGAAGAGCCAUGACCGAGGGGCCGAGGGAUGAGAAGGCGAUUUUGAAAGACCUUCUCCACUGGUUUAAAACUCAAUUUUUCACUUGGUUCGACCGUCCAACAUGUCCCAAAUGCACCCUAAAAUGCUCAACCGACGGGCUCCAAGGGACUCCAACUCGGGAAGAGCAAAAAGAGGGCGGAGCCUCACGUGUUGAAGUUUACAUUUGUGAUGGAUGUAAUACGGAAAUGCGAUUCCCGAGAUAUAAUAAUCCGGCGAAAUUGUUGCAGACGAGAACGGGCCGCUGCGGUGAAUGGGCCAAUUGUUUCGGGCUUCUGCUUGCCGCUCUUAAUCUGGAAUCUCGCUUCAUCUACGAUACAACUGAUCACGUAUGGAAUGAGGUCUAUUUGCUCGCCGAGCAACGUUGGUGCCACGUGGAUCCUUGUGAAAAUACUAUGGAUCGACCGUUACUGUAUACCCGUGGAUGGGGAAAGACACUGGGUUACUGUAUUGGAUACGGUAGUGAUCAUGUGGUUGACGUCACUUGGAGAUAUAUUUGGGAUUCCAAAAAAUUGGUAACUCAACGAAAUGAAGUCCGACAGCCGGUUUUUGAGAAUUUCCUCUCAAAAUUAAAUUCCCGCCAAGCGGAAGGUCAAACGGAGCCGAGAAAACGAGAAUUAGCCGUCCGCCGGGUCUGUGAGCUCAUGGAAAUGAUGGCUCAGGAGGCGAAAAAUCACAAAAUCGGCUGGGAGAAGAUUGGCGAUGAUUUGGGUGGAAGAAUUACAGGAUCCGAAGAGUGGCGUCGUGAACGUGGUGAGCUUGGGGAAUCCGGCCCAAAGUUGCUCGCGGAGCCCAUAAAACUGGCCCCGCCCACCGGCCCCGCCCAGAACUACUUGGAAUUCAAUUAUGACGUCAUCACUGACACAUACUCUCAACCGCCUGAAAUUGGAUUUUCAGCUCAAGCUUUUGAGCUGGAAAAUGUGCAGAGAGUCGAGGAAACCGACUGGAAUAUGACAUAUUUGUGUAGGAAACGAGGAGACGCGCCGGGAAAUAUCUCCUGGCAUUUUGAUCUCAAAUCGCUCAAAAAAUCGAUUGAAAAAAUUGAAAUUCGUAUGGCGGGAAUUCAAAAAUUCGAAAAAGGAAAAGCGAUGGCGAUUGCCUGUCUGGGAGAUAGUUGUAUGAGACUCCCCAUCGAUUGCUCAGCGCUAACAAUUGAAGACCCGAAAAAUGCUGAAAUUCUGAAGAUUACUGCAACACUAUCCGGCGGUGAGGGCGCAAUCGGCUUCCAGCAGGCUCAAAUUUUCAGAACCGAGCUUAAGCGUGGCGGAGGAGCAAGAACUGAAAGCUUUUCGGUCAAAAUUUGGAUGAAAAAUUAAGAAAAUUAAAUUAAUGCUUUUUUUCGUUUUAAAUUAUUUUUAUUGUGAUGAUUUUUAAAUGUAAAUUUUAAAAUAAAAUGGGUUUACUUGG
Molecule: messenger RNA, 1919 nt
Organism: Caenorhabditis elegans
Lineage: Eukaryota; Metazoa; Nematoda; Chromadorea; Rhabditida; Rhabditidae
Gene: png-1
Product: Peptide-N(4)-(N-acetyl-beta-glucosaminyl)asparagine amidase
Exons: 10
Coding region: 8-1828 (606 amino acids)
Biological process (GO): response to stress; glycoprotein catabolic process
Cellular component (GO): cytoplasm; endoplasmic reticulum
Molecular function (GO): peptide-N4-(N-acetyl-beta-glucosaminyl)asparagine amidase activity; oxidoreductase activity, acting on a sulfur group of donors
Source: RefSeq, marked reviewed